Messenger RNA from Psilocybe cubensis, 2034 nucleotides. RefSeq lists its product as uncharacterized. Lineage: Eukaryota; Fungi; Basidiomycota; Agaricomycetes; Agaricales; Agrocybaceae. The record is from RefSeq and is a predicted model, not a curated record. The coding region runs from base 1 to 2034 and encodes 677 amino acids. The transcript is spliced from 2 exons.
AUGCCUCGCGUCGAGUCUGUCAAACACAUAUCCGCCCAGUUCUACCACUCACAGUUCUCCAACUCCCAAUAUCUCCACGACUCGUCCUCAUCCUCUGCGUCCCCACCGCUCUCCCCCGUCUCCGCCCACCAGACCCACCAUAGUCACUCGAACAGCAACAGCAGCAAUACAAGCAGCAGCGCAGCCAGUACAACCCCGGGCGCCAAGAAGAAGCACGUAUGCGGUACAUGUGACCGGGCGUUCACCACCAGCGGCCAUCUCGCCAGGCACUCUCGCGUACACACCGGUGAACGCAACCACAAAUGCCCCUUCCCCGGUUGCGAAACGCGGUGCUCGCGCCAGGACAACUUGCAGCAGCACUAUCGGAUCCACCUUUCUCCAGGAUCUCGCCGUAGCUCGACUCGCGCAGGCUCAACUGGCCGCAUCUUGAAGAAAGGCUCACUGCCUCCCCCGCCCUCCUCAUCUGCUACACCCUCUUCAAAUGGGUCAAACAACCACACCACCGCAUCUACACCCUUGUCUAUGGAACCCAGUCUUCCUGUGACCCCACCGCUCUCUCCUCCCCCUGCGCUCGAGCCUGCACGUCUGUACGCCCACCACGGCUCGCACCACCACACCCAAAACCACCACGGACACCACGACGUGAGCCCUCCAGACUCGCCACCUCCGCUCGCCCACGCUACUUUACCUGCAACAGCAACACUGCCGCUGCCGCUGCGCACGGGAUCCCAUUCGCCCUUGUCCGCAUCGGCCGCGUCGCCGCAGCUCUCCUCGUACUCGUCUUCCUCCCCGCAUCAUUCGCAUUCACAAUCUCACUCUCAGCACCACCACCACCAGCAGACACACCACAUGGCACCGAUGUCCUCGCAUUCCCAGAAUCAGAAUCAAAGUCAAAGCCAGAGUUACUCCAACGCGAACACGAGUCACCACGGUAAUAAUAGCACCACCAACGGCUCGAGUUCCAGCUCGGGCUAUUCUUAUAGGCAUGCGACGACGACGUACCAGGAGCAGUCGCCGAGCCAGAGCGGGAACGGUGCGGGGUAUACGUACGUGCAUACCACGCCGAUAGCCCCUGCGCCGCACCUGUCCUCGUCUUCGUCGUCUGCCUCUCCGGGCGCUUCGUCCUCGUCUUCGCAUUCGCAUUCUCAUUCUCAUUCGCACUCGUCGUCGGUUGGAGGGUAUGCAUCGUCGUCGUCGUCGUCUUCGGUGCAGCAUGAUGGGUACCCGCCUAUUGCGACGAUCCAGCAGGAGGGGCAGCAGAGCCAGAGCCGGGGGCACAGCCCGCACUCGCGGCACUCUAUCUCGCACAUUUCGCAUCCGCAAUCGCAGGCUUCGUAUUCACAGCACCCGCAGUCGUCGAGUGCAGGUUCUGCCUCGCCCUCGUCCUACUCUGUUUUCCAACAUCAGCAGCAGCAGCAGCAGGUGGAAGGUAGCUCGUAUCACCAUAGUAUGGUUCAACAACCGCAGCAGUCUGUUGAGCAGCACCAUCAUGCGCAUCAGCAGACUUUGGGGUAUACGUCGAGUCUGCAUGGCGCGACGUCCGCGUCGGGAUCGGUUUCGCCGACAUCGAGCACAAGUGUCGUCGCUGGGAACAGUGUUUCGGGGGCACGGUUCAACGCGAGCCCGCCACCGAUUUUGGCGCCUAUUCAGCAGCAGUCGGAGAGGUAUUUGAGGAGAGAGUCGGAUGUGGGUGUUAUGCAGCCGCAGCCUCAGCAGGCGCAGCAUAGGCUGCCGUUGCCGUUUGGUCAGGCGCAUGCACAGGCGCAGGCGGCUCAAGCUCAGGCUCAGGCGGCUCAGGUGCAGGCGUCGUCGUAUAUCCAUCAUACGCAGUCCCAGCCGAUGGGUGGUGAUUCGUAUUACCAUCAGCAGCAGCAUCAUCAGCAACAGCAGCAGCAACAGCAGUAUGGGCAUCAUCAGCAGCAGUAUGGACAUCAGAGUCAGCAUGCGCAUCCUCAUGCGCAUCAUUCGUUGAGCCAUGGUGCGUGGAAGACGGAGAGUGGGAUGAGGAGGAGUGUCGGUGCUACGCUCGUUUGA